Messenger RNA from Coccidioides immitis RS, 2109 nucleotides. RefSeq lists its product as uncharacterized. Lineage: Eukaryota; Fungi; Ascomycota; Eurotiomycetes; Onygenales; Onygenaceae. The transcript is spliced from 2 exons. The record is from RefSeq and is a predicted model, not a curated record. The coding region runs from base 340 to 1980 and encodes 546 amino acids.
CUCGCUGAGAGACAUGCUGGUCUGGUGUGGGCUACAUUUGCCAGGGGUGCCGUGACUAUCUGUCCUUGUGGGCCCCUGCGCCGCAUCAGGCUGUAACCUAUCGCGUGUGCGGCUGAGUAUUUUACGAGCCUGGGGUCAGAGGCCCAAGGGGUUACUGGGCAGGGAAAAAUGGCCAUAGGACCCUAAAAAUUACCGAUGAGUUGGAUAUGAUAAUGGGGCUGCAACUUGCGAUGUUCUCCUGUUCAAGACCCUAUCUCCUGUUUUCCAAUCUCGUCAGGGCUCAACCACCAUCCCUCAAGUCUAUUUGAUCAUUUCAUUUUCAGGCCUGCAACUUAGAACAUGCACCAUUCCAAUGAAAAUGAGCAUGGCACAGAUCUCGCACUAGAUGGAUCAACAUCCGGGUUAGCGGACAUGGAGAGUGUUACCACUUGCGCCGGGAGACACACAAAUAUGAACAACCACGAUACAAGGCGUCACGAGCUUGACGAUAUAUAUCGCAAUAUCUUGCAAUCGGAUUUCCGGCAAAUUUUGCAAGAACCUCGUCCCAGGCUGGAACCUCCCCUGAAAUCAGGGCCAUCUCAGGAUGGCCAGGCCGAAGAGAGGAUAUGCUCGUCUCGCAUCAAUGCUGGGGGGAUGGAAUUCUCGUUUGCAGCCAGAUUAGGAGAUAGUGAUGCAGGAUCAUUCCCGGUCACCCCGAGGAGACAGACGCCGUCCAAGGCAUCAACUAAACCCAGCCCGAGUUCCCCUUUUGAUUUCUCGGCCAUGCAAACAGAAAUCUCCGACAUGGCCGUAAAUUUGAAAGCAGCGAAACAUGUCCGUGGUCAAAAAAGUCCUAACAAGAACGAGUCCAUCGAGGACGCGGCCCAUUUUCUGCAAAAGAUGCCCUUUAACGAGUCAAGACUUGCCACAAUAUUACCCACUGCUGUUCGUGGUAGGAUCCUGGAGAGUUCAGAGUUUUGCAUCUCGCUCACGAAACAGGGAAGACGAUGUAAAAACAAGCACAAAGAUCUAAGCAACGAGGCGACAGAUAUUCUUAAAGGCCUUUCUAGUCUCAAUGUCCAAAGCGAUUGGAAGGAUAUUUAUCCCAAGCUUGAGAGCAUUGUCAAAAUGUUGAUGUGUUCGCAAACGCAUGCAAAGACAGGAGUGAAGGAGCUGCUAGCACUAGAUGGCCAAAUGACCGAGUUGGAAAGGAAACGAGACAAUGGGCUUGGGCCUAUUAGGGAUUGUCUCUUGGAUCUCGUGGAACCCUGGUUCGAAAAGAUUUGCAAGAACAGCGAUACCGAGAUCAACAAGCUGCGGGAAGACCAGGAUCAACGGGCGAAAGCUGAGGCCGAAGUCUUGAGCCAAGAAACACCUUCAAAGGCCAUGGGCAAGAGCACUCUUGGUCUGCAGUAUAAUCUGGGAACCUUUUUACCUUAUCAGCCCGAGGCUGUUAGAUCACUUUCGAUAAAAGAAGCUAUCAGACAGGAGCUUGGAGCGCCCCUCUCAUGCCGGGACUUGGAUUCAAAACAUAUCUAUAUCUACUGGUCCACUGGCAACUUUGGUUUGGUUAAAAUUGGUGUUAGCGAUGAUGUUUCCUCCAGAUUACAAAAAUGGGGGCAACAAUGCCAGCAUGAGGUCAAGGAGCUUUGGCGUGAAGAUAUCUUUGUUAAACACGCUUACAGGGUUGAGAAGCUAGUCCAAACAGAGUUGAAAGAAGUUCGAUUAAAAGUCAAGUGUAAAGGUUGCGAUCGGUCACAUAGAGAGUGGUUCAAAACCAGCUCGGAACAUGCUGGCAAGGUUAUUCGAAAAUAUUCCAGUUGGGCGGCAUCGAUGCCGUACCAGUUUGACGAACAAAGCAACAAAUGGGGAUUAAAUAAAAAUGUUGGAGACAGUAUGCUUGAAGACCUCUGCGAGCCAAUACCGUUCCCGGAAUUAAAAGUUAAAUCUCCAAGGAGGACUCGACGGAGUAUUGCUAAAAGUGGCAAGUCUGCACUCUAAAUACAUGCUUUGAAAACCUUGAGAAAGGAUUUUUGCCUCCAUAUUUUAUAUAAGAGUUGGUUGUGUAUAUACUAUCGGGUGCAAUGCUCUAUGAAGGUUACAGAUCUAUGAAAUGUUAAUGACUCUCAC